Messenger RNA from Pterocles gutturalis (yellow-throated sandgrouse), 345 nucleotides. Its product is annotated as C-C motif chemokine 3-like. Gene Ontology annotation, biological process: cellular response to type II interferon; G protein-coupled receptor signaling pathway; inflammatory response. The record is from RefSeq and is a predicted model, not a curated record. Gene Ontology annotation, molecular function: CCR chemokine receptor binding; chemokine activity. Bases 1 to 345 code for a protein of 114 amino acids. Lineage: Eukaryota; Metazoa; Chordata; Aves; Pterocliformes; Pteroclidae. Gene Ontology annotation, cellular component: extracellular region. The transcript has 3 exons.
AUGAAGGUCCCCACAGCCGCCCUAGCUACUCUGCUCCUCGUGGCCAUCUGGUCCCUGGCUGAGGCCCACAUCGCCACCAUCCCCACCGUCUGCUGCUUCACCUAUGUGUCCCAGCGCCUCCCGCGCUCGGCCAUCUCCUCCGCCUACACCACCAGCAGCAGCUGCAGCCAGCCAGCAGUGAUCCUGGUCACCAAAAAAGGGAUAAAAGUGUGUGCAGACCCCCAGGCACCCUGGGUUCAGGCAUAUCUGAAGCGCUUCCAGAAGCUGGGGUACCGACUCUUCCCCACUGACACCCCAGUGCAGCAGGCUUGGCCUCUAGCAUCAGACGCACAACAGAGAGUGUGA